CUUUUCUUUCUUAUAUAAAUUAUAAAUAGUACUAUUUUUCACCUCUAACUCCUUAUAGUAAUUCUCAUGCAUUCAACUUCAACUCAAAAUUACCAAAAGUGUCACUUUUUUUCUCCUCCCAAAUUAUUCAACAUGAAACAAAAUUGCAAAAAUGGACACAAAUUAUGCAUAGUACUUUUCUUAUUCUUCUUCUUCUCUGUGUUCUUCAUGUAUAGUGAAGAUGUCAAUUCCAUUUCCCAAUUCCAAUUCAUCUCAAGCCCUAAAAUUCGAGAAAAAUCUUCAAAUAAAUCAAAUGGGAUUCAAGAAAUUUCCAAGAUUCUUGGAAAACAGAGCAAAAAUUCCUCUGUUUUGAUAAAUUCAAGAAGUGAAAAUGAAGAAAAGGAAGAGGAAAUUGAGUUGCCACCAGAAAGUUGUGAUCUUUUUACUGGGCAAUGGGUUUAUGAUAAUGUUAGUCAUCCAAUUUAUAAAGAAAAUGAAUGCAAGUUUCUAACAGAACAAGUUACUUGUUUGAAGAAUGGAAGAAAUGAUUCUUUGUUUCAGAAUUGGAGGUGGCAGCCUAGAGAUUGUUCUUUACCCAAUUUUAGACCAAGAUUGCUACUUGAAAAGCUGAGGAAUAAGAGAUUAAUGUUUGUGGGAGAUUCAUUGAAUAGGAAUCAAUGGGAAUCUAUGAUUUGUUUGCUUCAAUCUGGGGUUCCUUUCAGCUGGAAAAAAUAUAAAAGGAUUGACCAUUUAUCAGUUUUCAUGAUUGAGGAAUAUAAUGCCACGGUGGAAUUUUAUUGGGCUCCAUAUAUUGUGGAGUCAAAUUCAGAUGAUCCAACAUUACAUAGCAUUUUGACCAGACUCAUCAUGCCAGAAUCAAUUGAAAAACAUGGGAAUAAUUGGAAAAAUGUGGAUUAUCUCAUUUUUAAUACUUACGUUUGGUGGAUGAAUGGUGGCACCAUGAAAGUUUUACGAGGAUCAUUUGAUGAAGGAUCGACAGAAUAUGAUGAGAUUGAUAGGACAAUAGCUUAUAGAAGAGUUUUGACAACAUGGUCCCAAUGGGUGGAAAACAAUGUAGAUCCCAAUAGGACACGUGUCUUCUUCAUGAGCAUGUCACCAAUGCAUAUCAAGAGUAGAGAUUGGAACAAUCCAAAUGGGAUAAAAUGUGCAAAGGAGACAACACCAGUACUGAACAUGUCAAUGCCACUAAAUGUUGGGACAGAUAAGAGGCUAUUUGCUAUAGCAUCAAAUGUGACAAAAUCAAUGGAAUUCCCUGUAUAUUUCAUGAAUAUCACACGUAUAUCAGAGUAUAGAAAAGAUGCACACACUUCAUUAUACACAAUUCGACAAGGCAAAAUGUUAACGCCCGAGCAGCAAGCUGAUCCAGCUACGUAUGCUGAUUGUAUUCAUUGGUGUCUACCGGGAUUGCCCGACACGUGGAACGAGUUUUUGUAUACUCGUAUAAUGUCCCGUUCUUGAUUUUUUUUCUAAUUGAAGAACGUCAAUGAUAAUUGAACUCGCUCAUAUUGUGUGAGAAAAUCUCACUGAUAUACCAUUGGGUAUACAUUUUUUUUGUUGGUUCUUCUUAGUACUAGUUGAUUUAGAGUUGGACAUUGUGAUUUUGUGCUCAUUUGGGCUUGUAAAUUUGAGAAAAUUGUAUGUAACUAAGCCAGAACUUGUGUCCUGUUUUCAUUUUAUGUGAAAUGUCAUAUAUACAUAGAAAUUGUAGCA
Messenger RNA from Solanum dulcamara, 1710 nucleotides. Its product is annotated as xylan O-acetyltransferase 1-like. NCBI's taxonomy places the organism in Eukaryota, Viridiplantae, Streptophyta, Magnoliopsida, Solanales, Solanaceae. Gene Ontology annotation, cellular component: Golgi apparatus. The coding region runs from base 67 to 1458 and encodes 463 amino acids. Gene Ontology annotation, molecular function: O-acetyltransferase activity. The transcript is spliced from 5 exons. The record is from RefSeq and is a predicted model, not a curated record.